This is a messenger RNA of Saccharomyces paradoxus, 435 nucleotides long. It is a transcript of the gene HNT1, whose product is annotated as adenosine 5'-monophosphoramidase. Lineage: Eukaryota; Fungi; Ascomycota; Saccharomycetes; Saccharomycetales; Saccharomycetaceae. Gene Ontology annotation, biological process: nucleotide metabolic process. Bases 1 to 435 code for a protein of 144 amino acids. The record is from RefSeq and is a predicted model, not a curated record. Gene Ontology annotation, molecular function: catalytic activity. The transcript is spliced from 2 exons.
AUGUCUGCUCCUGCUGCCCUUGAUGCUGCCUGUAUUUUUUGCAAGAUUAUUAAAGGUGAAAUUCCAUCCUUCAAACUGAUUGAAACUAAGUACUCAUAUGCUUUCUUGGACAUCCAACCUACCGCUGAAGGUCAUACCUUAAUCAUUCCUAAGUACCACGGUGCGAAAUUGCAUGACAUCCCAGACGAAUUUCUUACCGACGCCAUGCCGAUUGCUAAGAGACUGGCCAAGGCAAUGAAAUUGGACACUUAUAAUGUGUUGCAGAAUAAUGGUAAGAUUGCACAUCAAGAAGUCGACCAUGUCCAUUUCCAUUUAAUUCCCAAGAGAGAUGAGAAAACUGGUUUGAUUGUAGGGUGGCCAGCUCAGGAAACGGAUUUUGACAAGUUGGGCAAGCUACACAAAGAGUUGCUUACUAAACUAGAAGGCUCCGAUUAG